AGGGCAACCGUGUAAUUGUUUGCGCCAGAAGAGUGGUUGGCGCUAUGAGCGCGAGGGUAUUUACGUCCACCGGCUUCUUCUGUGAUGGAGAGACACAAAGCACUGAAGCAGGGGGAGAGCGGGCAGAGGGAGCAGAGCAGGCAGCCUCGAUCAAGCCCUCAGGCGCUCCGCCACCGAAACCACCAUCUCCGUACGCGAACCACCGCGGCAGCAACGCGUUCCAGGAACCCCCUAAGCUGUACGGUCCUGUCAUGCAGGAGCUUGAGCCCGUCCCCGGCAUGGCGGGGCGGCUGUUUGGCGCCGGCGCAGCCGCCAACGGCGGCUCCUCGGCGACUGAGCAGCAUGGGGCCGCCGAGGAGCGGUGCCCGCGGUGCGGCUCCCCCAACACCAAGUUCUGCUACUACAACAACUACAACCUCGCGCAGCCGCGCCACUUCUGCAAGGCCUGCCGCCGCUACUGGACCAAGGGCGGCAACCUCCGCAACGUCCCCGUCGGCGGCGGCUGCCGCAAGCACAAGCCCAAGCGCCCCGCUGCCGCUGACGGCUCGGACAGGAACGGAAAGAUCCCACGCUCUGGCUGCGCCGGCGCCGGCGCUAGCUCCAGCCCCGCCGCCGACGGCGACGCGCCGGUGUCGAGCGCGUUCUCUGCUGUGGCCGAACCGAGCAGCAUCAGCAGCGGCCCCAGCAGCAGCGUCGAGGAGGUUGGCGCCGGCAGAUGCGCGGCCGGCGACAUGCGGCGGACGCUGCUCGUGCCCCCGCCGGCGCCGGUGUUUGCCGACCAGGCGGCCGUGUUCGCGUCCCUCUUCGCGACGCCGCGGCCUCUCCCGGGCUUCAGUUCCAGUGCGCAUCCCAUGGCGGAGGAGCGCGCUGCCAGUUCACUUGCAGAGCAGCGGUCGCCGGAGUCCGAUGCGGCUGCCGCCGCAGGCACAGCGCCGUUCUCCGGCUCCGCACGACCGGACGGUGCGCUUGCGGCUGGAGCAGGGGUAUUCGAGCUAGCGGGAGCCAUCGCCGGCGACGCAUCGCUGCCGGAGUACUGGAACCCUGGAAGCUGGACGGACCCGUACCCGGACCCGACCAUCUAUCUGCCGUAGCGUCGUGUCGUGGGCUUAACCAUCGUGUCUUGUACAGUGUGUACUAUAUAAAGCCCUGGUCCAACAAAUGCUAAUGGCUUCUUGUGAUAAUAACCCUUGGUUCUUGUGAUUGUCAUGCUUCUUA
This is a messenger RNA of Panicum virgatum (switchgrass), 1215 nucleotides long. Its product is annotated as dof zinc finger protein 4-like. Bases 45 to 1091 code for a protein of 348 amino acids. The record is from RefSeq and is a predicted model, not a curated record. Gene Ontology annotation, molecular function: DNA-binding transcription factor activity; DNA binding. The transcript has a single exon. Lineage: Eukaryota; Viridiplantae; Streptophyta; Magnoliopsida; Poales; Poaceae. Gene Ontology annotation, biological process: regulation of DNA-templated transcription.